Anopheles marshallii is the source of this 812-nucleotide messenger RNA. RefSeq lists its product as uncharacterized. The transcript is spliced from 3 exons. The coding region runs from base 1 to 684 and encodes 227 amino acids. Lineage: Eukaryota; Metazoa; Arthropoda; Insecta; Diptera; Culicidae. The record is from RefSeq and is a predicted model, not a curated record.
AUGUAUCCGGAUCGCCGACUGUACUUUGUGGUGCUGUACGUAUUCGCGAUUCAGCUCCGGUUGUCCAUAGGUGGUAAUCCACGGGAUAGCGCCCAAGUCAGUGCCCGGAACGCACCGAACAAUGGCACCAAUAGCGGUAGUGCGAGAAACAGUAGCACCAACACAGUUGCCUGUCGGGAGGAUGUGCUCGAUCAGUGUCCCCCGAAUGCAUCAUGUGAUAGGGGUCAGUGUGUUUGUCUUUUCGGCUAUAAGCUGAACCCCGCUUAUCUCGGGAAGAAUGCUACCAACAGCUUGUCACCUACGUCAGUUCCGAGUACCAAUGUUGCCUACACCACGUACUGUCUGCCGGAUGAUACUGGCGCAAAGGCAACUUCCUUGCACGGAGGACUCAGCAGUGAUAACAGCAAACCACCGGGAGAAGACGGUAUUACGAAAGGAGACGGUGGAAAUACGGGACAGCUUCCUUUGCGGGAACCGGUUGAAGUGCAUCACAUCCUGGGUGGUGUGCUGAUUCCGCUCGCCUUUGUGGUGAUACUGGUUGGCAGCGCAGUGCUAGCUAAACGUACGGAUCUCUGGUCUCGACUGCGGCAACGGUUUAUCGCGCACCGAAAUCGCCACCGACGGCGGCCGGCAUACGAAGACGUGGUGCUAGUAGGCUUUGAGCCACAGACGGGCAGGCUUUGAGAACGCCAAAGAGAACUUUACCAUGUGGAGGGGUGUGAGUUUAAAUAGAUGUGCUUGUUUGAUACCGCCCUUCGAACGCGAACUUCCUCCAACCUACGUUCCUUACCGAGCAGAGCGUUCCAUACGCC